CUUGGUCCAUCUAGGGUGCCUGAUUCAUGGAACAGGAGCUGCGUUGUGAGUUAUUCAUCUUCAAAUGGAGAUCACACGGCCAAAGAAGAUUCAAACUCUCUAACCAAAGAUGUGGCACCCUCUACAUUGACAGCUGGAAUUAUUUGGCAUAGGUUUUCUGAGGCUUCAACACUGAGUUAUGAAAUCAGAAAACCAGGGGUUCUUUUUCCCCUGGCAUUGGGGUGGAAAAAAGAAUAUGCACAUUAUUCUUCGACUGCUGCAGCAGGCCAGCCUGAAUUUAAUAGUGACGAUGAUAAGAAUGAAGAACCAAAGAUUAAGCAGAAAAGGGAAGCUUCACCUGAGGAAUGUGACCAGGCAGUUGAAGGUUUGAGCACAGUCAAAGCCAAAGCGAAAGCCAAGGCCAAGCAGCUGCAAGAAUCACAGAAGCGUGCUGAAUCUGUACUGAGGAAAAUGUGGGCUAUGCUUUUAGGGAUUGGUCCAGCUUUUAGAACUGUUGCUUCUAUGAACAGGGAAGAUUGGGCAAAGAAGUUUCAACACUGGAAGGAUGAGUUUAAAUCAACAUUGCAACAUUACUGGUUGGGUACGAAGCUACUUUGGGCUGAUGUUAGGAUAAGCUUAAGGCUGUUGCUGAAACUUGCUGAUGGGAAGACUCCAUCCAGGAGGGAAAGGCAACAACUCACUCGAACAACAGCCGACAUUUUUAGGCUAGUUCCUGUUGCUGUUUUUAUAGUUCCAUUCAUGGAGUUUUUGCUGCCAGUAUUCCUGAAAUUGUUUCCAAACUUGUUGCCAUCAACCUUCCAGGACAAGAUGAAAGAACAGGAAGCCCUAAAAAAGAGGUUGAAUGCAAGGAUAGAGUACGCAAAGUUUCUUCAAGACACAGUAAAAGAGAUGGUGAAGGAAGUUUAAAGCUCAAGUAGUGGGGAAAUAAAGAAAACAGCUGAAGAUCUUGAUGAAUUCAUGAACAAGGUAAGAAAGGGGACUGGCGUCACCAAUGAGGAAAUUUUAGGAUUUGCAAAAUUGUUUAAUGAUGAGCUCACUCUGGAUAAUAUCAGCAGACCCCGGUUGGUGAACAUGUGCAAAUAUAUGGGUAUCCAUCCUUAUGGUACAGACGCUUAUCUUCGUUUUAUGCUUCGAAAGAGGCUUCAAGAGAUCAAGAAUGAUGAUAAGAUGAUCCAAACAGAAGGCAUAGAUUCCCUUUCUGAGGAGGAACUUCGUCAAGCUUGCCGAGAUCGUGGUUUGCUUGGAUUGCUUUCAGUAGUUGAAAUGCGGCAGCAGAUACGCAACUGGCUGGACUUAUCUCUCAACCAUUCAGUACCAUCUUUAUUAAUCCUUUCUAGAGCUUUCAGUGUGUCGGGUAAAGUAAGGCCUGAGGAAGCUGUUCAAGCUACUCUCUCUUCACUGCCUGAUGAGGUGGUGGAUACUGUUGGUGUUACAGCUUUGCCAUCUGAAGAUUCUGUGUCAGAAAGGAGGAGGAAGUUAGAAUACCUAGAAAUGCAAGAAGAAUUAAUCAAGGAGGAGGAAGAGAAAGAGGAAGAGGAGCAGGCUAAGUUGAAGGAAUCUGUUUAUAGGCAGAAGGAUAUGGCAUUGGAGGAGAUGAAGAUGGCAACAGCGAAAGAUACAGAAGACCGUGAAAAUGCAAAAACUUUAGAUAAGCAAGAACAAUUGUGUGAGCUCAGUCGUGCAUUGGCUGUUUUAGCAUCAGCAUCUUCUGUGAGCAGGGAGCGUGAAGAGUUCUUGAGACUUGUCAACAAAGAGAUAGAGUUAUACAAUAGCAUGGUGGAGAAAGAGGGCACUGAAGGAGAAGAAGAAGUGAAACUGGCAUAUAAAGCAGCUAGAAAGGAGAAUGACCUUGCUGCUGAGAGAGCCACGGAUGAUAAAGUUUCCUCAGCACUCAUAAACAGGGUUGAUGCCAUGCUUCAAAAGCUCGAAAAAGAAAUUGAUGAUGUUGAUGCAAAAAUUGGUGACCGGUGGCGAUUGCUUGAUAGAUGGGCUCGAUCUAACCUGUGAACCUCACUCGAAAGGGAGAUUGCUAGGUCCAUUUCUGG
Messenger RNA from Olea europaea var. sylvestris, 2045 nucleotides. RefSeq names its product LETM1 domain-containing protein mdm28, mitochondrial-like. Lineage: Eukaryota; Viridiplantae; Streptophyta; Magnoliopsida; Lamiales; Oleaceae. The record is from RefSeq and is a predicted model, not a curated record. Gene Ontology annotation, molecular function: ribosome binding. Gene Ontology annotation, biological process: intracellular monoatomic cation homeostasis. Gene Ontology annotation, cellular component: mitochondrial inner membrane.